Erigeron canadensis is the source of this 867-nucleotide messenger RNA. Its product is annotated as protein SRC2-like. NCBI's taxonomy places the organism in Eukaryota, Viridiplantae, Streptophyta, Magnoliopsida, Asterales, Asteraceae. The record is from RefSeq and is a predicted model, not a curated record. Gene Ontology annotation, biological process: defense response. The transcript has a single exon. Bases 14 to 781 code for a protein of 255 amino acids.
UACAAAAUCAAAUAUGGAAUACCGAACUUUAGACCUGACUCUCAUUUCCGCAAAUGGACUAAAAAAAUCACAUCUCAACAACAACAUGGAGGUCUACGCAGUCGCAUCCAUCUCUGGCUCGAACCGCGAGUUCUACAAAUACCGAACACCAGUCGACAAACACGGAGGGUCCGACCCGAGAUGGAACCAUCCAAUUAAAUUCAACGUUGAAGAAUCUUUGGCCCAACAAAACCGACUAAGCUUAAUUGUAAAAAUCAAAUCGGUUGGGUUGUUUUGGGACAAGAAAUUAGGUGAAGUCAGAAUUCCAAUAAAAGAGCUUUUUGACGGAGUGACAAAAGAAGGCAAACCUGUGCAAAAUAUUAGCUAUCAAGUGACACGUCCAUCUGGGAAAAACCAAGGGAUUUUAAAUUUUUCUUAUAAAAUUGGUGAAUUAUUUCAAGAGCCUGUUACGGCUUAUCCUGCGGCUUACCCGCCGCAACAACGACAACCACCGGUUUAUGGUGGGUAUCCGGCGCAAGCACCGGUUGGGUAUGGUGGAUACCCACCGCCGCCACCGGUGUACGGCGGAUAUGCGCAACCACAACCGCAACCGGUAGUUGUUCAGCAGCGGCCUGCAAGUAAUUAUAGUGGUCUUGGUAUGGGGUUGGGAGCUGGUUUGCUUGGUGGUCUGUUGAUUUCUGAUAUUGCUUCUCAUAGUGGUGGUGGGUGUGGUGGUGGGUGUGGCGGUGGCUGUGGUGGUGGCUGCGGUGGUGGAGGAUGUGGUGGCGGUUGCGGUGGUUGAGAUGCUACGUAUGUUGAGGUGGCCAAAAUCUUUAUGCUACGUGCCUUAGUUUUAGGACUUUUAGUUUGUUCAUGUAGCCAUGUAGG